GGCUGGAAAUUACAAGAAUAAUCUGGGUUCCACGGUGAUGUCAUGUCAAUGGCUGCAACUCUCACUGCUGUAAGAAUUCCCACUUUCCACCAACGCCAUCUCAAACAACACUUCACGGCACCCUCUUCCUCUUCCUUACGCCUCCUCAAUCUCGCAAAGAUGGAAGGAAGUGAGAUCAGUGAGCAAGUAGUAGGGGAGGAUUUGGGAGCAAAGAAGAAAGUUUUUGUAGCUGGAGCCACUGGUAGCACUGGCAAAAGAAUCGUUGAGCAGUUACUGGCAAAGGGUUUUGCUGUUAAGGCUGGGGUUAGAGACAUCGACAAGGCCAAGACAAUCCUUUCCUCUGCCAAUCCAUCUCUUCAAAUUGUGAAAGCUGAUGUCACAGAGGGUUCUGAUAAGCUAGCUGAGGCCAUUGGUGACGAUUCAGAAGCAGUAGUAUGUGCCACAGGCUUUCGCCCGGGGUGGGAUUUACUUUCUCCCUGGAAGGUUGACAAUUUUGGCACAGUAAACCUUGUUGAAGCAUGCAGGAAACGCAAUGUUAACAGAUUCAUUCUUAUCAGUUCCAUUUUAGUUAAUGGAGCUGCUAUGGGACAGUUACUGAAUCCAGCUUACAUCUUUCUUAAUGUUUUUGGACUCACCUUGGUAGCGAAACUACAGGCAGAGAAAUAUAUCAGGAAAUCUGGUAUAAACUAUACAAUAAUAAGACCAGGCGGGUUGAGAAAUGAUCCUCCUACUGGAAAUGUUGUUAUGGAGCCAGAGGACACCCUUUAUGAAGGUUCCAUAUCCAGAGAUCUAGUUGCUGAAGUGGCUGUGGAGGCAUUGGCUUAUCCUGAGGCAUUUUAUAAAGUUGUGGAAAUAGUGUCUCGCCCUGAUGCUCCUAAACGCCCAUACCAUGACCUUUUUGGUUCCAUAAGGCAACAAUGAUGCCUGAGAUUUGGACUUGAUUGCAGAUUAGCAAAUGUUGAUUUGCUUUAUGGUGGCAAAUUUGUAUCUCAACUGUGUUCCUAUGUGUGUUGUUUCAUUCAAUUGGUACACUAGAAUAAUGUGUAAAUAUUUCAGUAUAUCUUUAAUUUUAUUCUCCUACCUGCCAAAUUAAAGGUUGGUAGAUAAUUCAGCACUAAAGAUAAAGCUACUUCUGUUUAGCUAAUUCAA
Glycine soja is the source of this 1149-nucleotide messenger RNA. RefSeq lists its product as uncharacterized. NCBI's taxonomy places the organism in Eukaryota, Viridiplantae, Streptophyta, Magnoliopsida, Fabales, Fabaceae. The transcript has 5 exons. The record is from RefSeq and is a predicted model, not a curated record. Bases 43 to 921 code for a protein of 292 amino acids.